AUGCCGUUUUUCCCCUGGCUAUCACCCUUCAAAAGCAAGACUUGUGUCAGUGAAAGCCAUGAUACUCACACCACCAACCUCGCAACAGUGGACUCUGUGAACCCGAUUGAGAGUAUGGACUUUGAUACACUCGCCGACAAAGUGGAAGCUUUACGGUCUGAACAAGAAUAUGCUUAUGAACUUUGCAACCAAGCAAACCUUCAAUUUGACAAAUACCGCAUAGAACUUUACGAGCUCCGGAAGUUGCUGAAAUCUGCGCAUGAAAGGGGCGCCAAAGUGGACCGCUUACUUGUCGAGGAGCAACAAAAGAAUGCAAUUCUCCAGGCACAGCUCAGGAGCCUCCAAAACAGCUUGAGAAACGGGUCUGUUCUUGCCAGUCAACUCCAAGCAAGGCUCAAUGCUGAAACCGCGGCUUUGAAAAACAUGACUAAACACGCACGGAAACUUGAGGAGAAGUUGAUUGACAUGCAGCUGGAUCUAGAAUACCUCAAGUGCACUACAAGUCCUGAACCGCUGAAGGAUCCUUUGGUCACCGCUGCACAAGAUUUUCCUCUACCAGCGCAACCAUUUGUUGUCGUGUUGGUGGAUGGUGAUGCAUACUUUUGGGCUCCUGAUAUCGGCAUCGUUGGUGCUGGGCAAGGAGGCAGUUCGACAGCCACUUAUGCUGAUGCUACUGGUCCAGGUGCCAUAGCCGCUACAAGAAUCCGUAAUGAAGUUGUCAAGUACAUCUUGCACCAAAAUGGAACUAUUCCGAUAACAUCCAAGGUCGUCACUCGGGUUUUCCUCAACUACGGGAGUGGCGCUCGACUGGGCAUGCUACAAAGCCGACGUCGAAGUACUCCUACAGGUGUGGACGUGGCCGAUUUUGCGGUGCAGUUCACCGAAAAAGUCCCUCUGUUCGAUUUCUUCGAUGCAGGAAGAGGGAAAGAGAGGGCAGACGACAAGAUUAGAGAAAACUUCCAUCUCUUUCUGUCGACGCCAAACUGUCGCGCAAUAUUUGUUGCCGCCUGUCUCGACAACGGGUUCGCUCGGAUGCUUGAGCAGUAUAGUGACCAUCCGGUGGCUCGUCAAAAGAUCGUCCUGGUCUCACCGGGGUACGUCGCGAUUGAGAUACAGAAAUUGGGGCUCAAAACAGUCGAGUGGCCGAGUGUGUUCGCUGUACAGACGAUGCCUGCCAAUGCCGUUGCCAAGCACAAGAAAGAAAUGCAGAAACUGCAAAAGCAGAGAGCAGCACGCGUCCAGCGCAGUGCGUCUACACCAGCAACAACCUCUGGAGAUACUCGAUCCAGCUUAGCACCACAGUUGUUGGACUUGGUGCCUGCCUGGGACCCGAAUAUAGCGAUGAGCAAGGUUUCCAACGGAGUUGGCUUCAGAGUUCAGCGCGCAGCAGCAGAUGUGGUGGCGCGUCUCGAUCUUGCGCAGAUGGUUGAGACUGCCGAGGACAUUGACUGA
This is a messenger RNA of Fonsecaea multimorphosa CBS 102226, 1452 nucleotides long. RefSeq lists its product as uncharacterized. The coding region runs from base 1 to 1452 and encodes 483 amino acids. The record is from RefSeq and is a predicted model, not a curated record. The transcript is spliced from 3 exons. NCBI's taxonomy places the organism in Eukaryota, Fungi, Ascomycota, Eurotiomycetes, Chaetothyriales, Herpotrichiellaceae.